This is a messenger RNA of Saccostrea cuccullata (small rock oyster), 7363 nucleotides long. RefSeq names its product doublecortin domain-containing protein 1-like. Bases 116 to 5812 code for a protein of 1898 amino acids. Gene Ontology annotation, molecular function: microtubule binding. Gene Ontology annotation, biological process: regulation of mitotic cytokinesis; intracellular signal transduction. The transcript is spliced from 40 exons. The record is from RefSeq and is a predicted model, not a curated record. Lineage: Eukaryota; Metazoa; Mollusca; Bivalvia; Ostreida; Ostreidae. Gene Ontology annotation, cellular component: midbody.
GGCAAAUAUUUCAAUAUGGAUUCCCUCUCUAGAGAAAGUACACUGAAACAAUGCAUUGAUCGUUACAUGUUGUGAAUAAAACUUGAUUGCCUCAUUCCCAUACAAAUACGGCAAGAUGCCAGGAAGACGAGAAUCAAAAGGUUCUCCCCGCUCAAGAGAGGGAAGCCUAGCCUUCAGUAAACAGAACACUGACAUGGUCAGUUAUGAGGAUCUCUUGAUCGCACAGUAUCUGGACGAACUCAGAAAAACCAAGAACAGCAUGAAGAAAAGGAGAGAAGUACCAGCCUCACCCUACUCCCAGAAGCUCCCUCAUUCUGAUUUUGGUAUGUCCAAUCGGAGACCAAUCUCUGCCACUGUCCCGGGAUGCCCCAGCUCAGGGAGACCAAGUUCUGGUGCCAGGAAACCAAAGAUUGAUUCCAAAUUUAUUGCUGACCCAAAUCUUUGGGACCCUGCAACUCCAAGAUCAGAAAGUACCACCUCUACAUCACAGCCAAGGAAAGGGAGACCAGCCUCAGCUCCUGUGCGGAGAAAAACAAAUCGCCCAUUUUCAGCUACAUCUAACCUGUCUUGGUUCUACAGAAAUAAUACAAGAGGAUGGUCAGCCAGAUCUACCCCUUACUCAGCAUGCUCAGAUUGUGUUGGAUAUGUUGACAUGACAAGAAGUGCUUUUACUGGAAGAAGAAUUAAGUCCCAGUAUUUGAACAAACCCUACACAAUCAGAUGUCUAGCCUUCAAGAAUGGCAGCCGUGAAAACAUGUGUCGAGUAGCCGCCCCAUCAAUGAAAGUGUUUCUGGAGAUGUGCACUGAGAGAUUAGGUCUGGGGUUCGCCGCCAGACGAGUGUUUUUGGACAAUGGAAAGGAAAUUUUUGAAGCCUACGAAAUUCCUCCAGAUUCAGAAGUGUACAUUUCAACUGGAGAUAAUUUUAAGGACCCAUACAAAAGUGUAAAGCAAAACAUAGCUAUAACUAACGGGGCUAAGUGGACAUUGUCUGGAGUGCUUCUACCAGAGGAGGGCAGAAAGAAGAAGACCAAAUGUAGAGUGUCUAAAAGAAUGAGGGGCCUUCUGGAGAGUAACAGAUACAGGAUCGUCGUGUACAGGAAUGGCUACGCCACAGAACCAAUGGAGAUCGUGGCUGAUAUGAGCAACAAAGAGGAGUUCUUGAUAGCUUGUACUGCCAAGCUAGGACUAACAACUCAUGCCAAAGUCCUGUAUGACUGGGAAGGAAAUGAAAUCAAAGAUUUGAAGGAUGCUCCGUUGUUACAUGAAGCAGUACAGGAAGGGAAUUCCCCUAUUUAUGGUCCCCUGUGGGUGUCUAUUGGAGAGGCCUUUAGCCCCACAGGUACUGUUCACUUUAUCAAGUACCUGAAACGUACCAUUAGGGGACAGCUGAAAGAGGCAGUAAAGUACAAAAAAGAGGUGAAUUAUGCAUUAGGGGAUGAGAAAGAUAAAGUGACUAUUACUGACAUUCUGAGCAUGCCUGAGGAUGAGCUGUACACCACACUAGAGUUGGCAGAGCAGGAAGUGGAGAAUCUGACAGAAAGUUUGCGGGACAUUGAGGACAAACUCCAGAAAAUCAUGGAACUUCAGCAGGUAGAGGAGAGUGAAGGAUCCCACUACAGAAUGAAGCAUAUCAAGGAAUGGGAGUUUGAGCACCGCCUGGUGGGAAGAAAAGGCCUUAGACUCAAGGUGUAUGAGAAUGGGAGUUAUGAGAAUGACCAGGUGUUCUACUUUAAUCUCGCUGGUGCAUUACGAGGCACAAACGACAAAGGAAAGAUCCUCACAAGGCUGUUUGACGAUCUGUCGACUAACCAUGUGACUGCCAAUCCACACAAUCCUAAAAUUGCUCCCGUGGUCAAGAAAAUCUUUGACCAGUAUGGGAAAGAGAUCACUAAUGUCUACGACCUUGAGUACGAUCAGGAGAUCUGGGUGUCUUUUGGAGAACCAUUUAUCAACCCAUUCACAUACUGCAUCCAGGCCAUGUUUGAGAAGGCUACAGCUUACAUGAUGGAAGGUGAGACGUUCAUCAUCAGGGAACCACUGAACAUGGAACUUACCAAGAACCGAGAAACGCACACUGCCUGGGAGGCCACUGUGGGGUACCCAGCCUACGAUUACGAGCAGGCCUCCUCCCCGGAAUCCCAGUCACAUGUUCAGGACUUGGCUCGUAUGGCUCGCAUUGAUGCCAGGAGCACAUUCCUACAAGCCAAGAAUAAUGAAAAAAUUGUUCUGUACCCAGAAGUGAACUGUUUCAAAAAAGUGAAGAAAGGAGGUCAAACCAAACUUUGGCCUCAGGAGGCUCAAGUCUGGACCAUUCAGAAGAAUGGCUACAUCAGGUGUAAGUCUGUACCCCAGCUUUGUCUUGGAGUAUCAGACACUAGGGUAGAUUUGACCUUGGGUAAUGACACAGUGUCUGGGUUUGUUGUAAACAUUCAGAAGAAAGCUUCAGGCAACACCUACCAACAGUGGCAGUUUAAUCCAGAUGCCACUAUCACAUGCCUGGCUCACCCUAACCUAGUUCUGACUUACAAUGGGAAUCACCUUGGGGACGAGGAAAAUCAGCAGCCGGAGGGGAUCUUACCGGGACAGUCGGUGUAUCUGGUCGUCACCGAGAGAAGACAGAAGAAGGAGGCAUCUAAUCAGAGAUUUGCCCUGAAGCAGGAGAGAUUUGAUAACCUGGGACAGUGGAAGUACAAUGACGCCACAAACAUGGAGUGGAACAAGAAAGCUCUGUCCUGGCCAGUAAAGGAGGAUGGAAAUCUGAACGAGGACUAUGACUGGCCAAUGGAGGGAUAUCUUCUACCAAAAGCUCCUCCCCUACACAAGCCACUGUCCAAACUCGGAAUCUCUGGUAUGGCUCCUUUAAGACUCAUGACAAUGAAGAAUGGAGAGAGAGACACCAGACUAGCUAUGCCUGUGGUUGGCCCAAAUCUGACAAAUAUGUUGAAGGACUUGAACAAGGAGAAAGGAGGUAAAUCUGGUAAGAAGGCCCAGCACUCAAAGCUUGUGGAGAAGGACGUCGCUGUACCCGAAACAGACAACGUGGAGGAAGACAUCAACCUUCACUGUGUGGACAGAACCGUCAGGGAACUGGAAUUCAUCAUGUUUUUGGACAACUGUACGAGCCUGCUUAACUUGCCGUUUGCUGCCAGACGACUUUUUGACAGUAAGGGAAACGAGCACUUCAGUCUAGUCAACCUGAGGAGGGACGACCUAGUUUAUGUGUCCUGUGGGGAGGGGUGGAUGGACCCCAAACUGUCCAAAGAUCAGCAACAGAGGCGCAUUCUGUUGUCACAACUCUCUCAAGAUAUUGCCAAAAUCAGACAGUACAUUUCACUCCGCAAUCCAGAGAAGUAUGUACUGGAGAUGGAGGGUAACUUGGUGGCCAAUACACGGAUCAUCAUUAACCGUCAGUGGAAUGUUGAGGAGGAGCAGCCCCUCCCCCGCCGUCCCCCACCCACAGAACGCGACAGUCAGAACCUGCGGGAAUCCAGGGCAUCCAUGUUCGCUGAGGAGGAGGAAGAAAACAUGACCUGUCAUGAGAUUGCCCACAGAAGAUCUGAACAGAGGUUGAACAACUUAAAAUGGCCGUGGGAGAGACUUAUCAACGUCAGUCAGGAUGAGGGAUCAGAGGAUCCAGACGCCUAUAAGUUCACAGACAAGGAGAUGUAUGACAAAUACAAGCCCCAGCCCAUCCCUAAGAUAUCUCGAGACACCCUUCAGAGAUUUGUGUAUGAGGAUGGGUACAUCGCCUGUGCAGCUAACCGAACUCUAGUGCUGGGUGUAUUAGAACAGGAGGGGCGAGUUAACCCAGUCUUACUGGUAAAACGAAGACCAGAUGACAUCAAUCAGAGAUGGGUCAUCAGAGAGAAUGGGGAAAUACGCUCCAAGCACAGCUCACAAAUGGUCCUAACUGUUGCCAUGCCAGCAAAUGAACCUUUCUCUGAGGAUGAGGAAGGUCGACCUUUGACCUUCAGUGGCUGCGCCGUGACCUUGCAGGCCAGGAAGCUAAAUAUAUAUGGCAAGGCACAUCAGAAAUGGAGAUAUGACGCAGAGACUGGAUACAUACACGCUUUCUUUACCAAUCCUUAUGAUAAAGAGAUAACUGCCGCCAACCAUGCUGACAUUUGUACUUAUGCUAUUUCACAUGACAGCAAAAUUGAUCAACCAGGCUACCUAGCAGAAGUUCCAGUUCAGUCCACUUCUGACAGAGUCUCUGUAAAGAAUAUGACAGUCUGUACUUCCUGUGCCCGCGCCAUGAGGGGGCGCUACAAGCUGCAGAAAUUACCAGAGAGAACAGAAUUUUCUUGUGCAAUGGGAGAAGCAAAGAAGCUUAAACUACAGCAAAUAGGAAGCUUCCGCGUUUUGAAUGGAAAGGUUGACUUGUCAACACACGAGGCUGAUCUCACCUUGGAGACGUGGGAAGAUACCCUCGGAAAACUGAGAGAGGAAGCCAGUGUCAAGACCAUCGCGAAGGAAAUUAACGCUGCCAAGACGGUCAAAACCAUCAAAAUCCUGGCCUACAAGAAUGGAGAGGGACGCAUGCACCAAGGGGAGCUUAUCUGUGGUUCCAGUAUAGAAGGGAUUCUGAACCAGUGUACACACAAGCUAGGCCUGGCCUCGGCAGCCAGGAAGAUCUUUACGGAGGACGGGACUCUGGUGCUGGAGAUAGACGACCUGAUUGACUGGGCCGUGGAGAACUACAAGUCACUGAUGGUGGAUCAACUGGAGAGAAUCCUACACGGAAAGGAGGAGUCCAACGUGGAAGACGAGGAGGAAGGAGAUACCAAGCAGCCCAGUCAACAGAGCAAUGGGGCCCCAGGGGGAGGGGAAGCUGAGCAGCGGGGUGAAGGAGAGGGACAGGACAGUACAGCCGAGGGGGCAGGAGGAGACAAUGCUGAAGUGGAUCAGCAAGAGCAGACCAAGGUUCAGGGGGAGAGAGAUCAGCUUCUGAGUCAGGUUCAAAUCCCUCCUGUUGACGUUAUCCUCAGAUAUCCAAUCGAGGUCUGGGUUUCUUCAGGCCAGGAGUUCUUCCCCCCUGAAAAGGUGGAGACUAAAAUGGAGAAUCGUAAGAAGAGACGUGCUUUCCGAUCAGCUGUGUCUCUGGAGCUAGAUAUGGAAAAGCACAUCCUAAGGCAAAUGAAAGGACGUAGAAUAGAGUCCCAGAAUCCUGGGGAGUAUAAGCCUACUCGCAGUAGUCGGCAGCCCGUCAUUGUGGAGAACAACUGGCAGGAACCCACCGUAGCGGAGGAACUGAAGCACGACACAAUACACAAACUGGAGACUCACCUGGCAGAGGUCAAGGCCGUCCAGAAAGAGAAGAUCCGCACAGUCAAUGUCAACACAAACAGACGCCUGUACCAACAACCAGACAUGAAACGAGUGAUGGUGUUCCCUAAUGGGGAGAGUGUAGAGAGAGCAGUUUAUGUGUGGGGAGAGACACUAGAGGAAAUUCUGGACAAUGCCACCAUUAAACUGUCACUAUGGGGACAAGCCAGGAUUAUAUACAAUAUGGAGGGCAAGAAGGUGGAGAAAUUCGAUGAAAUCAACAAGGAUGAAUUGCUUUGUGUUUCUAUGGGGAAAUCCUUCAGCAAGCCCAAGAAUGCACUCGAUGGAAUUGAGAUUAAGGCAAACUGGGGUCGAGCCCGGAAGCAGUAUGGACCUAGUGCUACAGAUUUAGUGGUGUCUGCUCCGGUUAACCCCACAGUCAAUGUUGAUCCAUUUGGACCACCAGGACUUGCUCUUCCACCAGCAGAAGACAACAAAUCUACCACAACAAACAGACCACAGUCUGCUAAACCACCAGCAACAUGAGUUAGCAACACUAGCAACAUGAGUUAGCAACACCAGCAAUCACAUGUGCAACUUCUAGAAAAUGCAUAAACUUUAUAGUGCUUGAUAGAAGCUUGUAGAGACCUACCUUUGUUCUGUUUCCCAAUGUUAGGACCCUCUGUCAUAAGCUUUAAAGGAUUGUAGAAUAUAUAAUGGUUUCCAAUCAUCGAAUAAGAAGUUCUCAAAGAGCUGAAAUUCCGGCAUGGACUUGAUGUAGAGUUUAUGAACAGUGUAUGACAUGUUCAUUUCUGACAACCAUGAUGUGUUGACAGAACCUUGACCCCAUCCAUUUGUGCCACUAGUACUUAGGGCAGUUGGUGCCUUAACGUGUCCUUGUUCUUUGUUUUCCAAUCCUUAGAUUUAUCUGCAGCAUUUUUUGUACUUAGUAUACAUGUAUGUAGGGGUUGUUGUUUAUGUAUGACAUUGAUAAACUACAUGUAUCUUCAUUCAGAGCUUUAAAACCAAUUUGUUAUGGUUUGUCCAACAAAAAGACAUGGAAGGUUGUAAGACCAGAGCACAAGAUAUAUGACAGAAGAAAAAAUGAAUAUCAGGGUACUAAUAACGCAUAUCAACAUGUGCUUAUUUAUGUGAUAAUUUCAAUGCAUUUGUUUUAUGUGUAAAUUUUGUUUUAAGCAUUUGUUUUGAAAUUAAUACAUUAUUAUUUUAUAGCAUUAAUUUAUUAAUUUUUUUUAUGAAAAAUUGUCAUUUUGUCUGAACAUUUCCAAGCAUUUUAAAAAGAAAGUAAGACGGUAAAGUUUAUAUGUACAUCUUUAAAUUUAUAAACAGUAUGAAUGAGAUGAUUAGAAGGAAUUUUCUUGCAUUUGUAAUUACAUUCAGGAAAUGUUCAUGCUUCGUUUCAAGAGGGAUUUGGAUCAAAAAGACAUUGGAAUGAUUUACAUAAUGAUAAAUGAAGAAAGAUUUUUAUGAUGCAAUUAGUCUCAUUGCUUAUUUAGUGAAUACUCAAGAGUUUAGUGUUGAUUUAUAAGGAGAUCCAUUUAUAGCUUGACUACACAUUGAUCUAACUAGCAGGAGAAUCUGUCUCUUUUUACACAAGGGUUUCUUGGUUGUGAUUUUAGAUAUUUUCUAAUUUUAUAACAAUUGUUUGUAAUAACUACAGUGUACUUUGAUUAUUGGGACAUUUUUUUUGCACUUGUUAUCUGCACUUUUUUGCACCAUAGCUUUAAAAUUAUAACAGAUAAAAGAUAUAGGGGCAUUUAUGAACAACUACAAUGGUUUUAUAAAAAAUAUAUUUAUUAUGUAUAGAUCUGGGUUUUUUUUUUUUAGAUAUUUAUCUUUACUAUUGUAUUUUUAUAUCAUAAGUAUUGUACACUUUUAUUGUCCGUCCAUUCCAGUUCAGAAAUGUUACAUAAGAACUGUAAAUCUAUCAAGUUUCUGCCCGUCCUAUAAAAUUAUUGUAUCCCUGUUAUAAGCUAGAAAUUUUUUUCUGUAACUUUGUGCAUUUUAAAUUUUUUGGCCCUGAGGGCUAAUUUAUACAUGGAUAUUGAAAAGGGAAAAUAAAUAGAUAGAGGAAUA